Molecule: messenger RNA, 2706 nt
Organism: Clonostachys byssicola
Lineage: Eukaryota; Fungi; Ascomycota; Sordariomycetes; Hypocreales; Bionectriaceae
Source: the annotation of a GenBank genome assembly
AUGGAGAGCAGGUGGCGGUCCUCACUGGAGGACUCGGGUGGUGCAGCCUCAGCCCUACGGCGUCUGACGCAAACUCCGCGUCUUGGACUGCGACGCCCCAGCUCAACAACGAGCUCAGCAUCAUCCAUUGUGUCCCACGAUCACACCGAUGAGCAGUUGCAAAACUCCUGCGUGUCCCGCGAGACGUCACAGGAUGACUGCUCUUUCAACAGAUUCAUGGUAUGGGCGGCCGUCAAGCGAAAUGCCUGCCAGAGGAUGACGCCCGAGGAGAGGAGAGAGUGUCCCCUGCUGCGCUGUCGCAAGCGCUUCCCGGAUCAUGAGAUGAUGCUCCAGCAUCUGUAUGUGUGCGACCAGCUCGUCGCCGGCGAGUACUGGUGCUACGAGUGCGCCAAAGUCGAGCGUUUCACAGACCCCAAGUGCAAGAAGUGCUGCCGUCAGUCGUCUAGUAAGAGGAAGAAGAUUAUGUUCAUGGCCAAGAAUUUCUUCAGCUCUCUGGGCCAUCGGUCAAGGACCGGCAGCCUGCUGGACCUGAGCUUGGAGUUUGAGGAUGGCCACCUGAGCUAUCGCGACUCCCUGGAUGACAUGCCCACGGGAUCGCCACAAAUCGAGUUGCAGGCCAACGAGAUUCAUGAAAUCGACUCACACGAACUGCCCCUCGACACCAUUCUGGAAAAUGUGCUAUUGGAGGAAGACGGAGACCAAGUACGGUGUCCGGACGGGCCACCACCCGAGAUUGCACUACAACAGCCUCAGCCGACUCCCCCGCCAGUGUUUGUUGUACCCAACUUUCCUUCAACAGUCCGCCCUGCCGAACUAGAGUCUGCCUCGACGAUUAUCGGAGGUCCAGGUCUGGUCCAUGAUGAGGCAACAAGGCUGCCGACAAUUGCACCAGCGGCUUUGAUCAGCCAGAACCAUGGUAGAGAGUUUGGAAAACCUAAUCUCCAGCUGUACACAUCUGCUACAGAGCUGCACCAGUAUCGGGCCCAGAAGCGACGAAGCAAGAACCUUGCACCAAGUUCGUCCGUCCGAUCCACGGCAAGUACCGCGAGCACCAACAGCACAUCCAGCACCGGGAGUUAUGACAUCUCCCCAAUGUCUGUCUGGUCGGGUAAUUGGGCCAGACACUCAGUGUUGGAUUCGACCCUGACCUCGCCUUCCGAUGAAUUUGAUCCAGAGAUGCCCUUCGAUAUUUCCAGCAAGCCCCACGGACUGAAUGAGACAAAUGAGGACUGGCAAGGAGACACCACUAUUCCAACAACAUUGCUCGCAGAACUUCCCGCCGAUGUUCCAAUGAUCGAUAUGCCCGAUGCUUCUCAGUCACUUCCCAGUAGCUUGGAUAGCUUUUUGACUCCGCAGUUGACGCUCGAUAUCUCCUCCACGCUUGACCUGGCCGCUGAGUUGGGUCUCAAACAACCCGACCUUAUUCAGACCGAGGCGCCCGCACCCCGUGUCGAAAUUCCUGCUGCAAGGAAGCCGCAUACCAGUGCUAAUUCGCUUGUGUCUACUACAUGGGAGGCUCUUAGCAUGCACGUUGUGGAGUCAAUGGAAAGAAUCCGCCUUGUUGAACAGAACCCGCUCGUAGACAAACUCUGCAGCUUGUCUCCGGACGCCGUCGGGCUUGCCGGUCUCGAAACUCUGAAGAGAAUAUUAGAUGGAACUCCGGUUGAUUCGGCUGUCGAUAUUCUUUGUUUCGUUCACCUGAUUUAUUCGUUCUACCUCGUCAUUCAUGAGAAGGAUGCUCCUACCCGAGGCACCAAGCUAUUCACACAAGCAGUAUCGUAUGCAUCGAGACUUCGAGAGGAUCGCCAAGCUUACCUUACUAUCGUUGAUCUACUGUGGAAACCAAGCGACAUGAAACACGAGGAGGUUGUCGGCAUCAUCCGGAAAACAUCAAUAUCUUCGCGAACCAAAUCUCUCAAAGGGCAAGAACCUCUCACUGUGUGCGAGUCCCCGCUUGAUGACUCUCUUGUAUUGGUCGCACGAUUUUUCUUAGAUGAACUUGAAUAUUCUGCCAUUCACGAGUCGUCUCGUACCGAGAUCCAACACUCCGAUUUAUGUAUCCAACACGUUAGCGAGGCAAGCCUCUCCCUACACGAGAAUCCGUCAUUCAACGUUGCUGUCCAGUACCUACGGCAAGCACUUGUAAAAGAAUAUGCAAACGCUCCGGCAUUCAUUGAGCAGGUCAAUGAACUUCUGACUUCAAGACUCACCAGCUCUUGGCCAACUCCACGUCAACUGGAGUUGGAACUGAUGAAUAUUGGAAAGGCUUCACUUGAUCCCGCUCGAUACUUUGACCACUUUGUUCCUACUGUCCGCUCACAUGUCGACUUGUACUUUGCCAUCAUAUCGGAUCAACAUUCGAUGAGAUUACUCUACCACAAACUUGGAGUUUCACUUAUCGAGUUAAUUGUCCGGAUGUCAAGAGCCAAGGAUAUGCCAGCGAACGAUGCAGCCCACUCCACGUUACAAUCAGACACAAUCGACGAGUUCAUUAGAACGCUCACCCCAAGCUUAGACACAUUUAAUAAUCUACAACGAGACUCGGACUUCGACGCCGACUUCUUUACAUUUCAAUCAGGAAACAUUUCGGACUCAUCUGUCACGCCCGAUGGCCCCUCGACUGGCCCAGUACCUUCCACUGCAGCAACAUCACCACCUUCUCCAGAGCAUGCUUCUACAAAUGGGUCCAAGACGGAAUCCGACAGC